UUGCGGAUGUAAAUUAAAGUUGUGUACAAAAGACAUUUAAAAAUUAAUUUAGGUAGCUCGUAAAUUAUUAUUAAUUGUGUCAUAAAAGUUAAUUGAGCAGCAGAGUAGAGGAAGGCAGAGCAUUGAGGAAGUCAGCGAGAGAGUGAGAGGUGAUCUAUCGUGGAGGGAGAUAAUCAGAUUUGUUGGGGUGAACAGGUGUACGAUCCCGAGUUACUCAUGAGUUUUACUAUUUAGUUCGCGCCAAGCUAUCGGUCUGAUUGCUUUUAAAUUCAUUUAUUAACGCUCGUUAUCUCCAAUUUAAAUAAAUAUUUUUUUAUGGAUUUAUUUUGCCUGAAAAUAUAAUCGGGAUCAAAAUUAGCAUACGAUGACAACAAAAUUAUGGAAAGCGUUUUCGAGAAGAAGAGUUGACGAUGACCUGGAAGGCAAAGGGGAACUAGCGCGAGUCCUGGGAUUAUUUGAUUUAACGGCACUGGGAGUUGGCGCGACACUGGGGUUGGGGGUUUAUGUUCUCGCAGGAAGUGUAGCAAAAGAAACUGCCGGUCCUGCUGUUUGCAUUUCAUUUCUCAUUGCUGCAUUUGCGUCAGCUCUCGCGGGUUUAUGUUACGCUGAGUUCGCUUCUCGUGUACCCAAAGCAGGAUCCGCAUAUGUCUAUAGUUAUGUUACCGUCGGAGAAUUUAUCGCUUUCGUCAUUGGUUGGAAUCUCAUCCUCGAGUAUGUAAUCGGUACUGCGAGUGUUGCUCGAGGUCUCAGUAAUUACGUUGACUCCUUGAUUGACAAUAAGAUGAGAAAUUACUUUUUUUCAAUUAUGCCAAUAGAAGUGUCAUUUCUCUCUGACUACCCGGAUUUUUUUGCUUUCGGUGUAGUCAUGCUGCUCAUUAUUCUUCUUUGCGUCGGAGUACAGGAGUCAUCGUACCUCAAUAUGGGAUUUACGGCAAUUAAUAUGGUGACGAUUUUAAUUGUCAUUGUCGCAGGAUCUAUCAAAGCUGAUCCGGCAAAUUGGAACAUCGACCCGGCGAAAAUUCCUCCAGAGUUCAAAAAUGCUGGGACCGGUGGAUUUAUGCCUUUUGGAAUAAGCGGAGUUAUGAUCGGAGCAGCGAAAUGUUUCUAUGGAUUCGUCGGGUUCGACGCGGUCGCCGCCACAGGAGAAGAAGCGAAAAAUCCACAAAAAACAAUUCCGCUUGCGAUAGUAAUUUCUCUUGCUGUCAUCUUCGCGGCCUACUUCUCUAUCUCUACAGUUCUUACGAUGAUGUGGCCUUACUAUGACCAAGAUUCAGAAGCGCCAUUUCCUUAUGCCUUCCAGCAAAUUGGCUGGCCGGCAAUUAUGUGGAUCGUUAAUGUCGGCGCUGUUUUUGCUCUCUGCACUAGUCUUCUCGGUGCAAUGUUUCCACUUCCUCGGAUUCUCUAUGCCAUGGGAAGUGACGGGGUGAUUUUUAAAUUUCUUGCCAAAGUUGACAGAAGAACUCAGACACCAAUAAUGGGAACAAUCGUUUCCGGUCUGCUGAUAGGUUUGAUGACUCUCAUGUUCAAUCUCGAGCAAUUGAUCGACAUGAUGUCCAUUGGAACCCUGCUAGCGUACUCCAUAGUCGCCAUUUGUGUCCUUCUUCUCAGGUACCAGAAGACGAAUCAAACUGUAAAACUUCCCGCUAGUACCAUGUUGGAAGAUGAUCUUUCACUUCUAGAUUAUUUCAAACGGAUCUUCAAUAUCUACAACCAGAAAGUCGCCACCAAAUUAUCCAGCAGAGUCGCCAGCUGGGGUGUCUUUGUCUUCUCAAUUUCAGUAUUCAUCCUGGGUGUGAUUAUCACCCACACAAGCUUUGAAAAUAAGCCAUUGAAUAUAUUUACAUACAUAGUUUUAACAUUAAUUGUUUUAAUUAUCAUUUUUACUGUCAUUGCCAUCAGCAGACAACCGGUCGAUCCAAUAUCCCUCGACUUUAAAGUUCCAUUUGUGCCGAUCGUACCUUGUUGCAGUAUAUUCAUAAAUUUAUUUCUCAUGCUGCAACUAGACGUUUUUACAUGGAUAAGAUUCGUCGUGUGGAUGAUUAUAGGUUUCUGUAUUUAUUUCUUCUACGGUAUUCGGCACAGCUUGCAAGGUCAACGUGAUAGAUUACUAACUAAUCCACCACCUCAUGCAUACACAAAUCCUGUGAGAUUAGUAACUAAGUUUUGAAGAAAAAAAAAAUUUUAAUUACAAAUUCAUUAAAAUUAUGAGUGAGAAAGUAACAGACACAGUCAUUAUAAUUUUGAAAUAAAUAAACAAAGUGUUAAUUAGAAAAAAAUAAAAAAAUGCGCAUUGACAGAAUUUAAAAAUCUGUAUGCGCAUUUUUUUAUUUUUAUUUUUUAAAUUGUUCGUUCGUUUGUAAUUUAAAAUUUAUCUGGUGUCUGGUGCGUUCAUACUCGUGAUAUUUUAUCUUUUUUACUGAGCGGUAAAAGUUUAUACUGUAAAAUGUAUAAAGCCCAGCAAUGAAAGUUGCAGUGUGUAAAAAAAAAAUGAAGAAAGAGAUAUAAACUCAAAGCUUUAUUGAUUAUCAAUAUUACUAUUGACAUGACCGUUUUUUGACGGUUUAUUUUUGUAAAUACUUUUUAUAUAAUUUAUUCGUCUUAUCUCUUGCUGUAUAUACUGUUAAUGUAAAUAGUAAAGAGACAUGUGUAUAUAAUUAUUAUUGCAGCUACAAAUUUGUAUCUGUUUAUAAAGAUUUAAAUAUUAUUAUUAUUAUAUAUUUUAUGCUAAAUAAAUAAAGGAUUUCUUAAA
Messenger RNA from Microplitis demolitor, 2749 nucleotides. RefSeq names its product cationic amino acid transporter 3-like. The transcript is spliced from 10 exons. Lineage: Eukaryota; Metazoa; Arthropoda; Insecta; Hymenoptera; Braconidae. Gene Ontology annotation, molecular function: amino acid transmembrane transporter activity. Gene Ontology annotation, biological process: transmembrane transport; amino acid transport. Gene Ontology annotation, cellular component: plasma membrane. The coding region runs from base 365 to 2167 and encodes 600 amino acids. The record is from RefSeq and is a predicted model, not a curated record.